AUGUCUAAAAUCUCAACCCCACACUGUCCCCCUACAAAUCUUUAUUAGUUUCAUCAUCAUCAUCAACAAAAGCUCAUCAUCAUAUAUUAUUUAUAUAAAAAUACAACACCACCACCACCACCUUUGAAGGUUGGUUGGAGGUUAGCAAUGGAGAUAGAAACAGUGAAGUGUGAUUGUUGUGGACUUAGAGAGGAUUGCACACAAGAUUACAUAAGUGGAGUGAAAGCAAACUUUGAAGGGAAAUGGUUGUGUGGGUUGUGUUCAGAGGCAGUGCAAGAUGAGGUUGUUGGUAGAGGGAGGAAGAAGAAGGAGAGUUUUGGAGUUGAGGAAGCUGUGAAAGCUCAUAUGAUGUUUUGUGGCAAGUUUAGAGGGAAUCCAGCAGUAAGGGUGGCUGAUGGAAUGAGGCAGAUGCUCCGGCGGAGGUCCGGUGAUCAGUUGUCCGUUUCUUCCGGCAAGGGUGGAAGGUCUGCAAGCUCACAACAACAAACACAAAAACAACAACAACAACAACAAGGACAACAUGUAGUAGGAGAUGAGUCUUCUGUUUCUUUGUUUUGAUUAUUCAUGGAAUAAUGUUGCCUUUUUCUUUC
This is a messenger RNA of Dioscorea cayenensis subsp. rotundata (Guinea yam), 590 nucleotides long. RefSeq lists its product as uncharacterized. The record is from RefSeq and is a predicted model, not a curated record. The coding region runs from base 148 to 558 and encodes 136 amino acids. Lineage: Eukaryota; Viridiplantae; Streptophyta; Magnoliopsida; Dioscoreales; Dioscoreaceae. The transcript has a single exon.